AUAUUUUUUGAGUUAAAAGAAUAAAUAAAUAACAGGAGCCAGUGGUAGUGGGAAGCUAGACAGGAAGUGGUUCCGAUAAGCCGGAGUUUGUUUAAACUGAGAGAGAUACUUGAGAACUGAGUAAUGCAGAACUAAGCAGCCAAACUUUGAUCAUUCUUCUGCUCACUUUUGGAUUCUAAUUCUCUCUACUCCCAUGGCGAUAGCUAGUACCCUGGCUUCAACCCAAAACCCCUUUCUAUGUCUCCGUCAACCACCGUCUCCGGGGAACCGCUCCGUCGUCUUCCGUCGCUGUCAAGACCCCUGUGGUAGACGAUGGAUUUCCAGAUCCAUUAGAGCAUGCCAACCUUCCGACAAGCUUGGUGGUGACGGAGGCAUUUCAGCUUCAGCUCAAAGAUUAUAUUUUGGCAAGGAAUUGCUGAGUUUUGCUUCAGAUAAUUUCUUGCCUCUAGCUCUUGUUAGUGGAGUGGGGUUGGGCUUUGCAAAUCCGACUCUAGGCUGUCUUGCAGACAAGUACUCUUUCACUAAGAUCAGCACAUGCGGGAUAUUUAUUAUAUCAGGGUUGACUUUACGUACCGAAGCGAUUGGUGCUGCUGUCAAAGGGUGGCCUCUUGGACUCUUUGGGCUAAUCUCUAUUUUGUUGCUCACUCCAUCCUUCUCAAGGCUAAUUAUGUUGGUCCAACUCCAACCUCGUGAACUUGUUACAGGGCUGGGUAUAUUUUGCUGUAUGCCAACCACCUUAUCAAGUGGUGUUGCCCUUACUCACCUUGCUGGUGGUAAUGCUGCUCUUGCUCUUGCUGUGACAGUGGCAUCUAACUUAUUAGGAAUUUUAACUAUUCCAUUUUGGGUAUCAAGAUACAUAGCUGGGGGAGUAGGGGUUUCGUUUCCUACUGACCAACUAUUCAGAAGUCUUAUAGUUACUCUGUUAAUUCCUUUAAUCAUUGGCAAGUCAUUUCAGCAUGAAGUUCUAUCACUUGCCAUUUUGCACACGUUUUUAAAAUCGAGCUUUGACAUACUUGGUUUCUUCUGUUAUAGGUUAUUCGAGAAUCAUUCAAAGGUUUCGCAAACUUUGUUGACAAUAACCGUAAACUCUUUUCGAAAAUCAACGCAAUCUGCCUCAGUUUGGUGCCAUGGAUCCAAGUGAGCAGGUCAAGAUCACUGCUACUAUCCGUUCAACCUAAGGUUUUCCUUGCAGCAGUUGGCAUUGGAAUAUUGCUGCAUCUUUCUCUACUAGCAUUCAAUGCUGUUUCAAUCCGCAUCCUCUCCGGUCUUACAGGUGGUAGCAAGAGCUCCAAGGAAAACAGCACUGCAGUUUUGCUCGUUUCAAGCCAGGUAAUAAUAGAGUUUGCCUUUUAGAACCGAUUUUGAUCUCUUAAAUUUGGGAGUUCUUUUCUUGUGGUGGCAUAGAAAACAUUACCGGUAAUGGUGGCGGUAGUAGAGCAAUUAGGAGGUGCAUUUGGUGAGACAGGGCUAUUGGUUCUUCCUUGUGUAGCUGCACACCUGAACCAGAUCAUGAUUGAUUCAGUUCUUGUCAACUUAUGGCUCCGGAGAGGAAAAGAUACUUCGACUAAAGUAAAGACAGCUUGAGAGAGAGAGAGAGAGAUAGAAAGCAAUGAAACCAAUGCUGUGGAGAAGGUUACAUCCUAAACACACUGAAUGUCAGUUAUAUACAUAGCAGCAAGACUGGGGAUUUUGAUAUCUUUCCAAUCACCAAAGCUUAGUUGAUCAUUGACCAUCUCUCUCUCUCUCUCUCUUUCUGUAUGUAUAUGCUCUAGAGAUUCCGGUCGGUGUUUGCUGAUCCAAUUUGUAUGAUUUAUGAAACUAUGUAAAAAAAAAACUUGUAUCUAUAUUUGAAAACAUUUAGUCAUUUGACGUU
Molecule: messenger RNA, 1873 nt
Organism: Arabidopsis thaliana (thale cress)
Lineage: Eukaryota; Viridiplantae; Streptophyta; Magnoliopsida; Brassicales; Brassicaceae
Product: Sodium Bile acid symporter family
Exons: 13
Coding region: 194-1141 (315 amino acids)
Cellular component (GO): chloroplast envelope; membrane
Source: RefSeq, marked reviewed